Messenger RNA from Polyodon spathula (Mississippi paddlefish), 10426 nucleotides. It is a transcript of the gene cacna1ea, whose product is annotated as voltage-dependent R-type calcium channel subunit alpha-1E. Gene Ontology annotation, biological process: calcium ion import across plasma membrane; chemical synaptic transmission. Gene Ontology annotation, cellular component: voltage-gated calcium channel complex; neuronal cell body; membrane. The transcript is spliced from 46 exons. Bases 18 to 6515 code for a protein of 2165 amino acids. The record is from RefSeq and is a predicted model, not a curated record. Lineage: Eukaryota; Metazoa; Chordata; Actinopteri; Acipenseriformes; Polyodontidae. Gene Ontology annotation, molecular function: high voltage-gated calcium channel activity.
GCACUCCUUUUGAAUACAUGAUUCUGGCCAGUAUCAUUGCCAACUGCAUCGUCCUGGCUUUGGAGCAGCAUCUUCCAGGAGAUGACAGAACACCUAUGUCAAAGAGACUGGAAAAGACUGAACCAUACUUUAUAGGGAUCUUCUGCCUUGAAGCGGGGAUUAAGGUCAUCGCCCUGGGUUUCGUGUUCCAUAAAGGCUCCUACCUGCGGAACGGCUGGAACGUGAUGGAUUUCAUUGUGAUUCUCAGCGGGAUCCUGGCAUAUGCUGGUGCUCACAUCAACACACGUGUGGACUUGAAGACACUGAGAGCAGUCAGAGUGCUUCGGCCUCUCAAACUGGUCUCAGGCAUUCCCAGUCUACAGAUUGUGCUGAAGUCCAUAAUGAAAGCCAUGAUACCUCUGCUGCAGAUCGGGCUGCUCCUUUUCUUUGCCAUUCUCAUGUUUGCAAUCAUUGGACUGGAGUUCUACAGUGGCAAGUUGCACCGGACUUGCGGCCUUCGUGCCAACCUGACAGAUUUGAAAGAUUUUGAAGCCCUUGAUGAGUCGGAGUUGGACUUCCCCUGCCGAGACAAAGGCUGUCCUGAGAACUAUGAAUGCAAUAAGCCCUGGAUCGGUCCUAACAACGGGAUCACGCAGUUCGAUAACAUCCUGUUUGCUUUGCUGACUGUCUUCCAAUGCAUCACUAUGGAGGGCUGGUCCACAGUCCUCUACAAUACCAAUGAUGCCUUAGGCCCAACCUGGAACUGGCUGUAUUUCAUCCCUCUGAUCAUCAUCGGAUCCUUUUUCGUACUAAACCUUGUGCUGGGGGUCCUGUCUGGGGAGUUUGCCAAAGAGAGGGAGAGAGUGGAGAACCGGAGGGCGUUCAUGAAGCUGAGGAGACAGCAACAAAUUGAGCGCGAGCUGAAUGGGUACCGAGCCUGGAUCGACCGAGCAGAAGAAGUAAUGCUAGCAGAAGAAAAUAAAAAUUCAGCCACAUCGGCACUGGAAGUGCUGAGGAGAGCUACCAUCAAAAAGAGUCGCAUGGAGACGAUUCCUCGGGAACCCAGCGAGGACCAGUAUGCUGACAUCUCAUCUGUGGGUAUCCCCCUAGCCAGAGCCAGCAUUAAGAGCACUAAACGGGACGGCACCUCGUAUUUCCGUCGGAAGGAGCGCCUGCUGAGGAUCUCUGUGCGCCACAUGGUGAAAUCACACACCUUCUACUGGAUUGUGCUGAGCCUGGUGGCCUUGAACACGCUGUGUGUAGCUAUUGUGCACCACAAGCAGCCACAGUGGCUCUCCACAUUCCUCUACUAUGCAGAGUUCCUCUUCCUGGGGCUGUUUCUCACUGAGAUGUUCUUAAAGAUGUACGGCCUGGGACCACGGCUCUACUUCCACUCCUCUUUCAACCGCUUUGAUUGCGGAGUUAUUGUCGGCAGUAUAUUCGAGGUGAUCUGGGGAUUUUUCCGGCCGGGAAUGUCUUUUGGAAUCAGCGUCAUGCGGGCUCUGCGUCUGUUGAGGAUUUUUAAGAUUACAAAGUACUGGGCAUCGCUUCGGAACCUGGUGGUGUCUCUCAUGAGCUCCAUGAAAUCCAUCAUCAGCCUACUCUUCCUGCUCUUCCUCUUCAUCUUGGUCUUCGCUCUGCUGGGGAUGCAGCUCUUUGGGGGCAGGUUCAUUUUUGAAGACACUCCGACAAACUUUGAUACAUUCCCCGCAGCAAUAAUGACCGUGUUCCAGAUCCUGACGGGAGAGGACUGGAAUGAGGUGAUGUACAAUGGGAUUCGUUCUCAAGGAGGAGUGAAGUAUGGCAUGUGGUCCUCUAUAUAUUUCAUUGUUCUGACACUCUUCGGCAACUACACACUGCUCAAUGUGUUCUUGGCCAUCGCGGUGGACAAUCUAGCCAAUGCUCAGGAGCUGACUAAGGAUGAGCAGGAGGAAGAAGAGGCCUUCAACCAGAAGCACGCUCUGCAGAAAGCAAAGGAAGUCAGCCCCAUGUCAGCAACAAACAUGAUGGCUUCAGAGAGAAAAACCUUGCUCACUAGGAAAAAGACAAUUCGCAGACACCGGCACACCAUUCAUAUCAAAGCUGCCAGAGCUUCAGAAGCACUCCCUGAUCCCGAGUCUCUCAAUGGCCCUCCUAACUAUUUUCUGUCUAGAAGGGAGAGAAGAAGGAGGCUCACCAUGUCAGUUUGGGAGCAGAGAACCAGCCAGCUGAGGAGGCGAAGGCAGAUGUCCAGCAGAGAGGCUCUCUACUCCAGCCCGACCGAGGAGUCCGAGAGGGGAGCCAGCUGUCAUCGACACAGGAAGACUGAGAGCCUUCGUAGAGAUCCUGUGAUCCCAGACAUACAGCCACUACCCCUGCAAAUGCCAAUGCCACUGCCAGGCCCUGAAGAGACGCUGGGGGUGACCAACCACUGCCAAGCACACAGCAAGGAGGGCCACCAGAGCCCCAGAGCAAAUGGAGAGAGAGGACACCGAGCAAGCCGCAAGGCCCAUGGCCCCCUGCCUGAGGGGUUAGCCCCUGAAGAGGGGGGGAGGGUGAGGAGGAGCGGGCGGCACCAGCGGAAGGAGAGGGGAGAGGGAAAGACCAAGGACUCCUCUCACAGUGAAGGCAGCCGCUCUGUCAGCAGAGAGAGAAGAACAGAGGAGGGAAGAGGAUGGGGAGGUGGAGGAGAGGCAGGGGAGCCCAAGGUCCUGGGGGGAAGGACGGAAGAGGACACUGGGAGCAGAUCACUGGAAGCUGUGGCAGGUCUCCCCGACCCCCUGCCCAUGACAAACUCCCCCAGAGCAGCGGCGCGAGAGAGCACCAGAGCCGCCCUGCAGCAGAGUGGGGAGGCAGCAGGGAGCACAGCCCCCGUGGACACUACAGUGGAGAUUGAGCCAGAGAUAAACCCCAGCCUGCUGAACCUCGUGAAACCAACGGGUCAGACCAGCGUUGCCGUCGAGGUGACUGACACACAUACGCCACUGGAGCUGCUGCCUAUCACAGUCAACAGCAAGGAAGCAGAAGCCUCGAUUGCAGUGAAUGCAGAGGGGGGGCUGAGUGGAGCGAGAACCGUCCCACCACACAGCAUGUUCAUCUUCAGCGCCACCAACCCUAUCAGAAGAGCCUGCCACUACAUUGUAAACCUGCGCUACUUUGAGAUGUGCAUCCUCCUGGUCAUCGUGGCAAGCAGCAUCGCCCUGGCAGCAGAGGAUCCUGUUUCCACUGGGUCCAAGUGGAACAAAGUGCUGCGUUACUUUGAUUAUGUUUUCACCGCCGUCUUUACCUUUGAGAUGAUUAUAAAGAUGAUCGAUCAGGGUCUGAUUCUACAUGACGGCUCAUACUUCCGAGACCUGUGGAACAUUCUGGAUUUCAUCGUGGUUGUGGGAGCGCUCAUUGCCUUCGCUUUAGCGAAUGUGAUGGGGACUACCAAAGGACGAGAUAUCAAGACUAUCAAGUCUUUGAGAGUUCUACGUGUCCUCCGGCCCCUGAAGACCAUCAAGAGACUGCCAAAGCUCAAGGCAGUGUUUGACUGCGUGGUGACUUCUCUAAAGAAUGUCUUUAACAUCCUGAUUGUCUACAAACUUGUCAUGUUCAUCUUCGCUGUCAUCGCGGUACAGCUCUUCAAAGGGAAGUUCUUCUACUGCACCGACGAGUCUAAGGACACUGAAAAAGAGUGCAGGGGCUACUACCUUGAAUUUGAUAAAGACAAAAUGGACAAGAUGGAGAAGAAGAAGAGGGAGUGGAGGCAUCAUGAUUUCCACUAUGACAACAUCAUCUACGCACUCCUGACCCUCUUCACUGUCUCCACCGGGGAAGGCUGGCCGCAAGUCCUGCAACACUCAGUGGAUGUAACGGAGGAGGACCGUGGGCCAAGUCGAGGGAACCGCAUGGAAAUGUCUAUCUUCUAUGUAGUGUAUUUUGUGGUCUUCCCCUUCUUCUUCGUAAACAUCUUUGUGGCUUUGAUCAUCAUCACUUUCCAGGAGCAGGGGGACAAGAUGAUGGAGGAGUGCAGCCUGGAGAAGAACGAGAGAGCCUGCAUUGACUUUGCUAUCAAUGCCAAGCCCCUGACGCGCUACAUGCCUCAGAACAGGCAAACCUUUCAGUACAGAGUCUGGCACUUUGUCGUGUCCCCCUCCUUCGAGUACACUGUGCUCGCCAUGAUCGCCCUCAAUACCGUGGUGCUCAUGAUGAAGUAUUACUCAGCUCCUGCCGCCUAUGACCACGUAUUGAAGCACCUGAACACUGCAUUCACCAUCCUCUUCUCACUGGAGUGCAUCUUGAAAAUCAUGGCUUUUGGAUUUUUGAACUACUUCCGGGACACGUGGAACAUAUUUGACUUCAUCACGGUCCUGGGCAGCAUUACUGAGAUCAUCCUGGCCGACACGCAGCUCCUCAACACAUUCAACAUGAGUUUCCUGAAGCUGUUCCGCGCUGCCCGACUCAUCAAGCUCCUGAGACAGGGCUACACCAUCCGCAUCCUGCUUUGGACAUUCGUACAGUCCUUCAAGGCUCUGCCAUAUGUGUGCCUGCUGAUAGCAAUGCUCUUCUUCAUAUACGCAAUUAUCGGAAUGCAGGUAUUUGGGAACAUCAAGGUGCGGAACGAUUCUCAGAUAAACCACCAUAACAACUUUAGGACCUUCUUCAGCGCGCUGAUGCUUCUGUUCAGGAGUGCCACAGGCGAGUCCUGGCAGGAGAUCAUGCUGUCCUGCACAGCAGGGAAGCCAUGUGAAACCCACAACGGCAACAGCAGCAGCAGCUCUGCCACCAACGAGACCUGUGGCACGGACUUUGCAUACUUCUACUUUGUCUCCUUCAUCUUCUUUAGCUCCUUUCUGAUGCUAAACCUGUUUGUGGCUGUCAUCAUGGACAACUUUGAAUACCUGACUCGAGACUCCUCCAUCCUGGGGCCUCACCACCUGGAUGAAUUUGUGCGAAUCUGGGCAGAGUAUGAUCGGGCUGCAUGUGGUCGUAUUCAUUACACUGACAUGUAUGAGAUGCUGAUGCACAUGUCUCCACCACUAGGCCUCGGAAAGAAAUGUCCUUCCAAACUUGCUUAUAAGAGAUUGGUGCUGAUGAACAUGCCUGUUGAUGAGGAGAUGACAGUACAUUUUACCUCUACUUUGAUGGCUCUUAUAAGAACAGCCCUUGAAGUUAACAUUGCAAGAGGUGGCGAGGACAGGCAGCAGAUGGAUGCAGAGUUGCAAAAGGACAUCAGUUUGAUCUGGCCUCACCUUUCACAGAAGUCACUGGAUUACUUGGUUCCGAUACAUAAAGCCAGCGACCUGACCAUCGGGAAGAUCUACGCAGCCAUGAUGAUCAUGGACUACUAUAAGCUGAACAAGGCCAAGAAACAGAGGCAGCAGCUGGAGGAGCAGAAACAUGCCCCAAUGUUCCAGCGCAUGGACGCCUCAUCCCUCCCUCAGGAGAUCCUCUCCAGCGCCAAGGCUCUGCCAUUCCUGCAACACAGCCCCAGCACCGGCCUGGGAGAAUUUGUGGCACUCAGCCCCCUGUCCCCUCAGGAGAGGUUUGUGAGUCCCAGGUCUCCCGACCUCCAAAGGAGAGAAGACUUCCAGGAGCACCACACUCUGAUGUCCGAGCGGAGGGAGUUACCUAGGCAGGUUUUUCCCAGUAACAGACAGUGCCUCCCCUUGGAAGUGCCGGGGCGGGGCAUUUCAAUACGGGCCUCUUCCAUGCCUCGACUAGCAGUGGAACCACAGGUGAUGACAGAGAGCAACUCGAUGAAGCGCUCCUUCUCCACGAUCGGAGCCCAGCGUGUGAACGGGCUGUGGCUGGACGAGUACUCCCUGGAGAGAGUGGGUCCUGCCGAGCUGCACAGACAGCAGCACCGGAGCUACCGACCGCCUGGUUUAAAGUCAGAGCACCGCCAAGCUUGUGACCGAGAGCGGGGCCGGUCUAAAGAGCGCAGGCACCUGCUAUCUCCAGACGUGUCCCGCUGCAACUCAGAGGAGAGGAGCCCCUCGGGACAGCCCCCCACCCGGGAGAGAGCGCAGUCCAGAUCCCCGAGCCAGGGUCGAGCACGCACCAUCCACACACAGGGCCCCAACUCGGACAGCCCAGUCCCCUCCACCUCUGAGUCCAGCACUCCCAAUCAUGGGCGCCGCCAGCUGCCCCAGACCCCCUCCAAACCCCGACCCCACAUCUCCUACUCGCCCUUGGUGCGCCGCUCCACCAACCCCUCCCCCCCAGCCAACGGCAGCACCCCACGGACCCGAGAGCCAGCCGCCACAGGGGGACAGUGUGCUGGAGAGGGCCAGAGCAGCCACCGCUCCACCCCUCACCGCUACAUCUCCGAGCCCUACCUCCCUCUGCACGAGGACUACAACAGCCCCGAUUCAGCCGGAGCAGACGAGACCUUGACCUUUGAGGCUGCAGUGGCCACCAGCUUCGGGCACUCCAACACUAUCAGCUCAGCCCCUCCACAUAGGCACAGCUGGCAGGUCCCCAAUGGCCACUUCCGCAACCGGCUCAUCCAGUCCAGCUCGGUAACCGGCUGUGAGCUCUUUAGCGACACGGACGAGGAUGACCGCUGCUAGGGGCUGCUGCUUCCUACAGACAGGAAUAUUAAAGAACACAGGGAACGUUCUAGAACAUUCCAAGAUUAGGAUACUAAAGGGAGGGCCGUUGACGUUACAGUAAAACACUACAGCCACUAUGUUUUGAAGUACAUUUUUUGAAAGGAAUAACACUAUGUGGUAGAAUCUACUUAGCUGAAUGCUGUUUCAGACAGAAUUUAUCAGCUAACCCGAGUAUUCACCUAACAGCAGUGUACCUCUAUUGUUGUGUGCAUUUCGACACAAGGAACAUACCAUUUAACAAACUGUUUACCUUAAGGCAAAAUCAUAUAAUUCCAGACUUUUAUAAAGUAGUCUGGUGUACCAAACAUCCAAUGUCGUAAUGUUCGCAACAAAAAAGCAUUUUUUUUUUAAUUAUUUUUUUCUGUAUGCUUAUUGUGGAAAUUGCACAAUUGUGCAACACAACCUUUCAGCUAAACAGAAUAAUAUUGUAUUACAUAUAAAUAGCAAUGGUGCAUAAUACAAUUAUUCAGUUAAACAAUGUAAUCCACUAAGUGACAGUGUAGUGGAGAGCACUGUAUGCAGGUAAUUUACUGGUUUGAGUAACGUCUAGCUAGUUUUAUCGAUUUCAUUUGUUUUAUUCCUUUCAAUUAAAUUUACCUUUGCGAUUGCUUCAUAAUAGCACUAAAAAUAUUGGCGUGUGCCAAACUGAGAAAUAAAAAGGUAAAGAUCACAAGGGCUUGGGAAAGAAAAGUUGAAAAUAAAGUGCUAACUCUCACAAAUACUCCGUUGAAAACCACUUUGCUCUUCACCCAAUACCAAACCCACAUUGUAAUGAAUUAACAUGAUGCUCCAGUAUUAGUGUGAUGAGUGUGCCUCUUCUCUGUGUGUGUUUCCAUGCAGCAGCUGCUCUAUUAAACCCAGAAGAGGUUCCUCUCAUUCUGUGAAACUCAACCUUGAAAACAAACCCCCACAAUGAGAGCCGUUCCCUGAGACAGGUCGCUGUAUAAUGAAGUUUAGCUACUUUAAGAAAAUGGAUGAGCUGCCAGCAAUGGGAACCCUCAUUCACUCACCAAUACAACACAGCAGUAUUGCACAGUUAAUAAUGACAGAUACAUCUGCUGUACAGUAAAUGUUUUUGUUACCGGAGGUAUGUUGUUCAAGCAGAGAAUGAAAGACACUUGAUAUUACUCCCCACUCUAUUGAAUAAACAGCUUUAGUAAUGUGAUCAAAUUGAAUGAGUCCCAAUGUGAUCAUAGAAAGAGUGUUUCAAUGUGCUUCUUAUCAGAAGUUCCAUCCCGCAACAUGCCCCACCCCCUUGCAUCCUGAACCCCAGGUUCAGCACUGUCUCUUGGGUCCCAGGCUGGAACUUUCCACAAGCUCUAUAGCAUGGAGAAACUUCUAAAAAUCACAAAGCUGAGGGUUAGCACUUUGUUUUACUGACCCCCUUCAGAUAAACAAGAGAGAGAGAGAAGACUCUCCAUAGGGAGCACUGAUAUUCAAAUCUUUAAAUAAAUGCAGGGCUCUAUUUUGAGUGCAAAGGCAUUCUUAAAGGGAAUAAUAAAAAUAGUAACAGUACAAUACUAGCAAGUAUACCAGACAGUGAAGGAGCAGUUGAUUGUUCUGAGAAGUUAUUUGCUCACUGAAUGCUGUUAAAUUGAUUUUAUUCCUUUCAGAAAAUGUGACCUUUUUUAAAUUAGGGCCUCAAUAUCUUUUUGAAAAAUAAAGACGAGGUGACGAGAUUUUAGGGGAGACGAAGCAGAGAAUACUAUUUCUACUGACAGUGACCCAGAAGGGUCCAACUAGUUUCAGUAUUCAUGGCUGUAUAUAUUAUACAAAGGCUUGUCAUCAGAAGGAGGUCUCACGAAAAGCCUCUGUAGUCCAUUGUGUAAAAAAAUUAAUAAAUGGUAAAGGGAAAUGAGUAGGCUGUCAACUACAUUUCUAUCAAUUCAUUUAUUGAUCAUUGAAAAACAUUUGCUGGGCUACAGUGUAGCUGUGUAGUGCUUUAGGUCAUGAUGCAUGAGCUCUGUUGUAAUACAAAUCAUGUCACCCUGAGCUUGGAGACACUGAAAGGUACUCCCAGUAUAGAUCAUAUUGGCAGUGGUGUCCAUUACCAUGUCCCUUGGUACUGUUGCAGUGCAUUGUGGGUUAAUGACCUGUUACCGUGGGAAGCUGCUUGUGAUGCUCUUGCAUCAGUGGUCUUUUGUGAACAUUUCUCCUGACAGCCACCAGUUGUCCCAUUAUUUCUAGAGAAUAAAAACAAGGUGGCUUUUCCAUUUAGAAAAGACAAGAAAGUUAAUGUUUAGUUAAAAAAAAAAAAAUGAAGUAAAACCUAUCAAUGUUUCAUCCUUUUUUUUGUAAUGCCUAAUACUUGUUAAGUUAAUUCUGGCAUUCAGUAUAACCUCAUGCAUAACUCCGAUACCAAUAUGCCAGCCAAAAAAAACAUGACAAAAUGGUGAAUACAAAAAAGAAACUUCCAGGCUGUAUUAAACACUCAGCAUUUCCUGAUUCUUUAUGGCCUUACGGCCUCUUCUUAUUUUAUCAAUGCUCUUCAUUCUAGACUAAAACCCAGUUUUAACUGAGCGCUAAUAGCUUAAUCACCCUUUCACAUAUACUGCUUCAUGCUGCAGUCACAGUAAUCAGGGGUUUGAUUGUAUUUCAUGCAAGUUAAGUGACACUGCAGUGACCUACAUUUAGUGAUGAGUAUGCAAACAGACUAUAAAUGGUUACCUUAGCCCAUGGUAUUUUAACAAGCUCCAGGUGAAGAAUAGUUAACAGUGUGGUAAUUCAGCAGCUCUCAGACACCCUCUGCUGCAGUAGUACGCUAGUGUCCAGGGAACAUGGCAAUGAGAACCACUUGGUGGGGUUAUAUUGGGGUGAACCAUGCCUUGACAUGCCUUGAUUGCUUAAGUGGAAGUCGCUAGCUAACCUUAACGUAGUCUUAACCACCGGCACUCCUCCAAACAGCUUUCUCAGCACCACCUUUAAUAAUUGCUUGUUGUACCACAGUUGGUGGAUUUUGUGUUUGUUUUAAGUUUUAAAAAAAACUUUCAUUCAAGGCUUUAAAAUCUGUUUAAUUAACGUUAAUAUUAUCACUGGCCCCCCUUCCUUUAAAGCAGUGCUAACCAAGGCUGGACAAUGAAUGUCUUCAACUUGUCUGCAUCAGAAACAUUACAGACAGUUUAGUAAAACCUGAGUCUUGGAAUGAUCUGCAUUAAUGUAAAAACAAGCAAUGAAAGAACAAGAAAGGGUCACCAGUAAUAAUGUUCAUGUGCAAAUACGAGAAAAGAAAAUGGAUUUGAAAGUCUAGGUUUGCACUUUUUAAAAGGAGUCUGUGAUAAUGUUUCAAUUCGAAUAGUAGAUCAUACCAUGUAUUUCCAAACCUUGGUGGGCACUCUUUAGUUCCAAGAAAUAAUUACUUUUUGAAAAGAACUUCAUCAGAUUGGAUGGCAUACUUUUCCCUAUGACUGCUUAGGGACUUUUUCUUAUUAUUUUGUACAGGACAACAUUUCCAAUGGUUUGUAUAUAAUGGCUAUGGAAACUGCAUGUCUUAACUAUCUGCCAGAGCUUAGAACUUCUUGAGUCCUGCUGUACCUUUGCUUCCUCCCUGAAAGUGUGUAUGAGGUUUUAGGUUGUGUUGUUAUACAAUAUGUAAAUACUAACUUUUGUGUUAACAGAUUGAAAAUGUAUAAGAAAAAAGAAAAAGCCAUGUUUCCUGUAAAUAGAAUGACCAUAUUAGGGGCUGAAAGAUGUAUUAGCAAUGGAUAAUGUACUGUACCAGUAACUGCCAUAUUAUCAGAGAUAUAUAACUGUGCUUUUUACAAGUGAAAUAUUUUGCUUAUGGGGAAUGGCCUUGUUGAUGUGUCAGUUUUUUGAGAGCAAAUUUCUACACAAUUUCCUUGUAAAUUAAAAAUAAAGCAAUUUAACUGUGA